CUGUUCUAUAUAAGUUUUCAGCUGUAAUUCAUUGUCUACCUACUUUCAUAUGGUUAUAGCGUCUCCCGAAGACUAGAAAGAGUUGUUGACCUGAGAAUAUAAAUCAAAUCCAGGUCCGUGGAACGAAUCUACCACGUACAAGACUAAGACGAAGGCAGCAAAGGGGCAACGGUGCUGCACAUGCUCGCAUUCUUUUUUCGGCGACCACACACUCUUUCUUCAUUCCGGUUAAAUUGCCACGGAGCAUUCCAAAGCGAAAUAUCUAAAUUAGUCGCCGCAUCUCACUUGAAAAGUUUGAAUCAUUUGAUCUUUACUGAAUCAGACCGACCACCUGCUUUACUUUUUACUUUUUAGUAUUUGUACCUAGAAGUACUUGCUAGUCAAGGCCUAGGUAUCUAGCCUAUUAAGCCAGUUGCGACUUUGUUAUCUUCCCGUCGCCUGCCAUGACGGACACAACACAGGGCUGGGCUCCAGACUCUUGGAGGUCAAAGCCCAUCAAACAAUGUCCUGAAUAUCCAGACCAAGAGGCCCUGAAAAAGGCGACGACGCAGCUCAAGCGGCUUCCGCCCAUUGUGCACCCGCGCGAGAUUGAGCGGCUCAAGGAGCUACUGUCAGAUGUCGCCCAUGGUAAGGCCUUUCUUCUGCAGGGCGGCGACUGCGCCGAGCUGUUUGACUAUUGCGAACAAAGCACCAUAGAGUCCAAGAUCAAGCUGCUCUUGCAGAUGAGUCUGGUCCUGAUUUGGGGCGGAAACAAGCGGGUUGUCCGCAUAGGCCGCAUGGCUGGGCAGUACGCCAAGCCUCGGUCCAGUCCGACUGAGAUUGUCGACGGCCGCGAGGUGCCCUCCUUCCGGGGAGAUAUUCUAAACGGCUUCCCACUUGACCAGCGAGAGCUUGACCCCGGUAGGAUGGUUCAAGCAUACCACCACUCGUCCGCUACGCUCAAUUACGUGAGGGCAUCAAUCUCUUCCGGGAUCGCAGACCUACACCGCCCGCUGGACUGGGGUCUCGGCCAUGUGCGCGACGCCACCCUCAAGGCAAAGUACGAACAAGCCGUUGACUUCUUGACAGAGUCGCUGCGGUUCAUGCAAACCAUUGGCGCCGACAAGAGCCCGAAUCUGGGCACGGUAGAGCUAUAUACCAGUCACGAAGGGCUACUCCUCGAGUAUGAGGAGCCCCUCACGCGCCUGCUCGAGAACCCCUCCACGGCAACCAAGGGCGACGAGGUGACAGCGGGCAAGAAGUACUACGACACUUCGGCUCAUUUCCUUUGGAUUGGAGACCGCACUCGUCAGAUUGACGGCGCCCACGUCGAGUUUUUCCGCGGCAUCGCGAAUCCCAUCGGCGUCAAGGUCGGGCCCAGCACGCCCGCCUCCGACUUGCUCUCUUUGCUACGGAAACUCAAUCCCGACCGCGAGGCGGGCAAGAUAACGCUCAUCACGAGGUACGGUGCCGAUCGCGUUGCCGAGCUGCUGCCCGCGCACAUCCGCGCCGUCGAGGACAGUGAGUACCGUGGGCUAGCUGUGUGGCAGUGCGACCCGAUGCACGGCAACACGCGGUCCGUGGGGAAUUUUAAGACCAGGGAGUUCAAAGACAUUUUCGAGGAAUUGUCUCAGACCCUCAGGAUCCACAGAGAGGAGGGCUCCUACCUUGGAGGCGUUCAUCUCGAGCUCACGGGCGAUGCCGUCACAGAGUGCCUGGGUGGUGCGGCAGAACUAGAGGCCUCAGAUCUACCGACAAACUACACAACUUUCUGCGACCCUAGACUCAACGAGAAACAGGCCUUGGAGCUGGCAUUCUUGGUUGCCGAUCACUAUCGUAAGGGGAGGACACCACCAACUUGUUGAGCUUUCCAUGACCAGGCACGCUCAACAGGUACUCGUUUGUUGCUUGAGAGGAUAUGUUGCAAAGCUCGGGUGUGUUUUAUGGCCGUGACAAAAGUAUUUUGGGGGGGGGG
Pyricularia oryzae 70-15 is the source of this 1954-nucleotide messenger RNA. Its product is annotated as phospho-2-dehydro-3-deoxyheptonate aldolase. The transcript has 2 exons. Lineage: Eukaryota; Fungi; Ascomycota; Sordariomycetes; Magnaporthales; Pyriculariaceae. Gene Ontology annotation, biological process: aromatic amino acid biosynthetic process. The record is from RefSeq and is a predicted model, not a curated record. Gene Ontology annotation, molecular function: 3-deoxy-7-phosphoheptulonate synthase activity. Bases 444 to 1844 code for a protein of 466 amino acids.